Schistocerca serialis cubense is the source of this 1158-nucleotide messenger RNA. RefSeq names its product glutamate receptor U1-like. Lineage: Eukaryota; Metazoa; Arthropoda; Insecta; Orthoptera; Acrididae. The record is from RefSeq and is a predicted model, not a curated record. The transcript is spliced from 5 exons. Bases 1 to 1158 code for a protein of 385 amino acids.
AUGUUCAACGGGCAGGUGGGCCAGAUACAGAGGGGCGAGGUGGACGUCGCCGUCGGCGGCGUCGCCCUGCGGGCCGAGCGCAGCGACGCCAUCGACUACACCACGCCCACUGGCCUCUUCCAGCCGGCGUUCAUGUUCCGGGAGCCGUCGCUGGCGGCGGUGAGCAACGUGUACACGCGGCCCUUCUCGCGCGGCGUCUGGCUCAGCUACUCGCUGGCGGCGCUGCUGCUCGCUCUCCUGGUGGUCACCUCGCAGCGGCUGCUGGCCAGGGCGCAGGGCGUGCUCUCUGCCACUGCUGACCCCGCCGUCGCGCCGCCCUGGGCCGACGUACCGCUCGUCGCCUUCAGCAUCGUCUGCGAGGAAGGCAUGCAGGACCCGCCGCAGAACGCCUCUUCGCGCAUCCUGCUCAUGUUCCUGCUCGUGCUGGCCGUCUUCCACAUGACGGCCUACUCGGCGUGCAUCGUGACGCUCCUGCAGCUGCCCAGCAGCAGCAUCAACACCCUGGAGUCGCUCUUCAGUUCCAAGAUGCGCAUCGUCAUCCAUGACCUGCCCUACAACAUCAACUACGGAAAUACUGUACAGCAAAUGCGUUGUGGAUGUCUGCAGGAGACGAAGGAUCCGCUGAUCAAGUCCUUCUUCCGGGAGCGCGUGUACUCGCAGCCGCGCAAAGCGUUCCGCCCGCUGGAGGACUGCGUGGCGCAGAUGCGCGAGGGCGGCGUGGCGUGCCACGCGGACGAGGCGGCCUACAAGGUGAUCGGCGACACCUUCCUCGAGUCGGAGAAGUGCAGCCUCAAGGCGGUGCCCAUGUUCCCGCUCAGGGGCAUCAUCAUGGCCGUCAGGAAGCAGUCGCAGUACAAGGAGACCUUCUCCAGGACGCUGACGUGGCUGCGGGAGACAGGUCUGCUGAAGCGCGAGUGGACGCGCUGGGUGGCGCAGAAACCGCGCUGCCUGAACCGCGACAGCGGCUACGCCGAGGUGGGCCUCACUGAGGUGUCGCCCGCGUUGCUCAUGGUGUGCUACGGCGUCGCCGCAUCCCUGGCGGCGCUGCUAUUCGAGGUGCUGCUGCACAGGCUGGUUGCCGCCAGGCAGGGGCACCACAAGAGGCAGCAGAAGCCCGGCACCGACAACACACUGGUGCCCAGGGCAUUCCUGCGCUGA